Molecule: messenger RNA, 4407 nt
Organism: Coccomyxa subellipsoidea C-169
Lineage: Eukaryota; Viridiplantae; Chlorophyta; Trebouxiophyceae; Coccomyxaceae
Exons: 24
Coding region: 1-4407 (1468 amino acids)
Source: RefSeq, a predicted model, not a curated record
AUGUCUGGGGCAGACGCAGUGCCAGGAGGACAGCUCGUGUAUGCAUGCAAGGGCUUCGUUGUCGGCCCUGAAGUCUAUGCAGCAGCAACCUCAGGGCAGUGCUCAGAUGACUGGCAGCAGAGCAGCGUGCAGUGCCCCGGCGCCCUGCUCCAGAGGGCGAUCUACCAGGGCAUUGUCAGCGGCAAGUGCUCGCCAGAGUGCGCACCCACCAAGGACGCAAGGCAGAUGCUGUCAACCCUUGGCUCGGCCCAGUGCAGGAAGCUCUCCCUGCGUUUCUCGGCCAGCAACUUUGCAGAGGCUGUCAAGCUGAGGCGGGCCACAGAGACCCUGGCCCUGGACGCCCUCAACACCUGCUGGAGCAACAGCGGCAACUCCUGGCAGGCGCUGGCCAUGGAACAAUCAGAGGUGAGGGAGGCGCUGAGGGCAGAGCAGCAGGCGUGGCCGGCUGCAGUGAUGGCGGGGCCGUGGCAGCAGUGCAGCAGCAGCUGCGGCAGCGGCUGGCAGGAGCGCGCUGUGCUGUGCGCGACCGCGCCCGGGUUCCUUGCCGAGGCCUGGCAGUGCUCCGAGCAGGGCCUCAGCCGGACCCUCACCUCCAUGCCCUGCAGCACGGAGGCCUGCAACGGGCCGCAGUGGCAGUACGAGCCGUGGGAAGCUUGCAGCGCGAAGUGCGGCGGCGGCACGGCCGCGCGAACGGCGCUGUGCGCAGCCGGUGCAAGCGCGGAGGGCGCGGACUGCGGCAGCAGCGACCCGCCGGGCAGCCUGCAGCGUGCAUGCAACCCCAGCGCGUGCGCCCUGUACACCUGGCAGGCCGGGCCCUGGAGCUUCUGCAGCAAUUCCUGCGCCGGCGGCCUGACAACAAGGGCAGUCACAUGCACGGACCAGAACGGCGCCAAGGUGGACUCGGCCCUGUGUCCGGGCGUGCGGCCCUCCACAGCGCAGCGCUGCAAUCUGCAGCCCUGCCCCGGGGCUUGUGACGCCGCUGUCACCUGCCUCGGCCGCGGCAGUUGCGCCCCCGACGGCACCUGCGCCUGCUCCGGAGGCUUCUCUGGCCCCUUCUGCAAUGUGGCGCCCGGCUGCGCCAGCAAUGUGACGGACGCCCAGAACCGCUGCUGCGUGUCGGGGCUGGCCGACCGUGCCGGCGCGUGCUGCCCGGCCGGCUCCAUCAUCGACGCGCUCGGCGCGUGCUGCGCACCCGGCAGGAAGCUGGACGCUGCCGGUACCUGCGGCGGCGCCGCGCGGCUGCUGGAUAUCCAAGGGGUCGGCUGCCGCUCCGGGGCCGUCGAUGCACGGGGGGCCUGCUGCGAGAGUGGGGAUGUGGAUGAGUGUGGCAUUUGUGGCGGCGGCGGCGACUCGUGCGCGCUGUCCCUGUCUCUGCACUCCGACACCCUGGCUCCCCAGUCAGCUGCCGCCAACACGUCUCUGGUGCUGUACCGCGAGGGAGUACGUGCCACCCUGGCAGGAUUACUACAGAUCCCCCAGGACAGCGUGGAGGUCGCGGUGACUCAGCGCAGCGCAGCGCAGCAGCCGGCAUUAGUCACCCGCUCCGGCGCCGGCGCUGCCGCCCUCGUCAUCACCGACAGCUUUGACAUCUCCGCACUCAUUGCUCCCCCGGGUAACUCGCAAGCGCGCUCGCUGGCGUUCUCGGCGGCCGCCGCACGCCGCGCGCUAGAUGCCGCACAGACGCUGCGCUGGUCUGACGGCUCCCCCGGCUUCAGCUCCGUCCGCGCCACCUACACCGGCCGCACCGGCAUCUGCGGUAAUGGCCUCUGUGAGGUUGGGGAGAGGACAGCAGUGGGCAUGCAGAACGGGACCUGCCCGCAGGACUGCCCAACUGCCCACAUGAUCUGCCCGGGCACCUCAGCCGGGCAGUGCGGCGCCAGAGGACGCUGCUACUCCAACAGCGGCCUCUGCGACUGCUUCGUGGGCUAUGCCGGCGCUGCGUGUGACAGAUGCGCGACGGGCUACAUGAGUAGCGGCGGCUUCUGUAUUCCUGUCUAUUUGCUGCUGGCGCAGACCGGGCCUGCUCCUGCACCUGCACCUGCGCCCAUGCCUGCCAAGGCGCCGGCAGCUGCAGCGUCUCAGGCGCCGGGGCCGGCGCAGGCAACGCCCCUGUUCACGAGCUUCCUCAAGGCGCCGAGCCCCGCGGCGUUGCCUCCCGCACCCGACGCCGCCGCACCGCCCCACUCCAGCCCGGCCCCGGCACCCGUGCCGAAACCCGAGCGGCCGACCGCUGAUGCACCGGCGCCGUCUCCCGCGGCAGUCAUCGGAGCACCGGCAGCCGCGGCCCCGGCGGCUGCCCAUGCAAACAUGACUGCAUCGGUGGCCGCGCUAGCUGCGGCAGUCAACGGCACGGCCGGCAACUUGACCGCUGCUCCAGUGCCUGUGCCUGCGCCUGCUCCAUCUCCGGCUGCAGCGGCCGACGCGGUCGCGCCAGCCCCGGACCCGGCCGGCGAUCUGGCGGCGCAGUGGGCGAGCGCGGCCGCGGCGCUGACGGCGGAGCUGGGCCGUCUCACGCAGCGUGCCCCGCCGCCCGCGCCGGGCUCGGCCUCCUUCAGCGAGCUGGGCACCCUGGACGCAGCAGCAAGACAGCAGGCCUCCAUGAAUGCCCGCUCCUACAGCGCCCAGAGCCCCUCUGCCAACCAGCCCUCGGGCUCCUGGGCGGCGAACAAUGUGGGGCUGUUGAUCGGCAUCAUCCUCGCAUCGGUGGCGGCGCUCAUUCUGGCGGGCCUGGCCGUAUGCUGCUGCCGGCGCUGCCGCCGCCGCGCGCGCGAGGGCCGAUUCGACCACCACAUCCCCGCCUGCCUCAUGCCCACCCCCAGCCCCCAGCGGCCCCGCACCCCCAUCGGCCUGCGGAACAAAUACCAAUUCGGAGACAACUUGGCCGACAUUGAGAAACAGAAGCGCCUCGGCAUCAUAGUUGAGCCCUUGCCGUCUGACGGCGCCUCUGGAGGGGAGCGCAUUCCGGCCUUCAGGUCCCCCGUCAGGCCGAGCCGCAGGGGCCAGCAGCCUCCGACCUUUGGCCUGCGUGCUCAGAGCGAGAUGCUCAUCCGCCGCCCCGACGGCCACUUCGCGGCCGCCUCGGCGCGCACGCACCUCUCCGACCCGACGGCGCGCGCGGCUGCGGCCGGGCCGUCAACCUCCAGUGGCGCGGCCGGCAGCGGCGGCAGCGGCGGCAGCAACCUGCACACCGGCCCGCUCGGCUCCGCGCGGCUGUUCUACAACCCGGCGUACGCGGAUUCCACGCAGGUGUCGCCGGCGCGGGAUGGAGGGGACGCAGCGCAGUCGCGCCUGAUGACUGAUCCCGCCGACAAGGGCAAGGCUGUGCUGCUGACAGGUGAUGGGGGCGUGCCAGAGGGGAUGUCGGUGUACGACAACGCAAUGCUGGAGUUUGGCAGCGAGAUGGGUUCCCCAGACGCGCGCCACAGCUCCAGCCAGGGCGCCACCUCCAGCGGGGGGCACCCCGCGACGGACGGCAGAGUGGCGUUUGCUGACGAUAUGGAGGCACAGUGGCAGCAUGCAGACAGGGACGGCGGGUUGCCAAGAUUGGCACUGACGCCGGGGACGGCGGGCCGCCUGAGGCAUCCCUCCCGCAUGCUGGACCUGCGGGGGGGACCCGGCGAUGACAAAGAGAAUGUGACGGAUGAGUCACUCUCUGCGUCACCCUCGCAGUCACCCUCGCGCCCCACGGUCCUUCACCACAACCCCCUCAGCCUGGAAACACCGCCCUCAUCCCCCGAGGGUCAGAUCAGCAGCAGCAUGCCGGGUGAGUCGCCGGGCAUCAGCGGGGUGCGCGGAGGGGAAAUGGUGAGAACACCGGCAGGGAACGCCCUCUCCCUCGACUCCUCCCACCCCUCCCACCCCUGCUCCAGCCUGCUCCCAGCGCCAUCGCCGUUGGAGACCAGCACGAGGUCGAAUGUGCUAUUCCCAGACGGCGCCGGGCCAGCUGGCAUUGAUGAGCAGGGCAGUGUGGUCAAACCUCAGAUCACAGGCGCAGAGCGGCGCAAGAGGAGGAGGCAGGGAGGAGCAGCGCGGCUGAGGGCCUCAGAUUCUUGCCUGCCGGGCGGCAACAGGGCCGCGCACAUGAGCUUUGUACCGUCGCCCGACGGCGUUCCCCGCCGCCCGCGAGCCGGCUCCCACGAGUACCCCCCCAUGCUCUCCGCCACGGGCUCCAGCUGGGACGAGCCAGGAGAGGAGGCACUGGCGGGCCGCGCAUUCGCAUCGGACCUGGCCAGCAUCCAGCGGAACAAGGUGCCCGGCGCCGGAGCCAAGUACCGGGUGGUGAUGUUCCACCAGUACCCGCAGGAGCUGCUGCGCGGUUGGCUGCGCCAGCACAACAUCCGCGAUGACCAGGUCGACUUCUGGGUCCUGCCGCCCACUCCCGGCACGCGCAUUGCCGACCUGCGCUGA